ACUUGCAAAGAGCAUAAAGCUUUACAAAAGUAUGUUUACUAUUUAUAUCGAUUGCAGAGCAGCUGUACUGGACUGUCAGAUACGUUUAUGGAUAUUAUAUCAAACCACAUCCUGGAAAGUACCUACGCUGUGGUUUACAUAAAUCAAUCAACAAUGCCUCUGUUGUUGACGACCUUUCCCCCGACUGUCUCUGAACUGCAUCUCCAGACUCAUCUUGCAAGUCGCAGAUAUAUCCGGUGACCCACAGUGAACCUGAUAUAUAUCAUCUUAAUGAAUAAUAUUGAAACCUGCUUGUUGAAAGCAGACGGAAAAGUUACAGCUCAAAUGAUUUGCAUGUGAUAAAGCCGUCAAUACAAAAUGAGAAGUACUCUGGCAGUGGAACAAUGUGUGUGUUAUAUACAAAUGCACAUAUACAAGUGUACAUCUAGUGGCUGAGCCUGAUUCAUAACAUCCUGCGUAAUCUUUAAAAACUCGGUUAGACAAUGAGCGCGAGACCAACUGCAGCAUUUCAACAGCAGUUCUGCUUUGAAGUCGUCUUCCUGCUUUGAGGUGAAGAACAAUAAAUAUAGUGAGGCUGUCCGCAAAGUCUCAUAUGUGACUGAAGGAAAUAGGAGGAGUACAAUAUGACUUAGCUUUGGUAUAUCUUUGUGCUUUUACAACUGAAAAGGCCAUGACGAGCUUAGCAUGCAUUCUCUUUUUCAUUCACCUCUCAAAAGUGUCCGCAGAGUUGAUCUUUGAGCAUCUGAUGGAGAGCCAGUCACUCGAGCUCUCCUGUUCCCCUCAGCAAGAGUAUGGCAGCCUGAGGGGCCUCCACCUUUACCACCGCAGUGCCCAGAGCCAGACGACGCUGCUGUCGAUGGCCGUGAACAGCGAGGCAAAGGUCGACCCGCAGCACAGGGGGCGUCUGCAGCACAGUAAAGGACUGGACUCUCUGCAGGUCAAUGUGACCAUAUCCCAUUUACAGCCCAGUGACACAGGACUCUACAUGUGGGAGCUCAGCUACAGAGAGGACAGCGUUGACCAGAUUAUAACCAGCACUCAAAAGGUUUUCUUGUUCGUUGAAAGGACAGGGAGGUCAUGCCAGUGCUCUCCCAGUUAUGGUCCAGUGAUCUUGAUCAUCUUUACAACAGCGGCACUUCUUCUGCUCACACUUAUCUGGCUGGCCGUAGAGAAAUGUGUGAAGACGAAACAUCAUCUCAGACCACAACCUCCUGUUCCUAUCUAUGAGGAAAUGACCAGGAAGCAGCAGAGCACCGGAAACCCCCAAAAUAACCAUGAGGCAGCUUCACACCUGGAGGAAGUCAACUUCCCCGUGUAUGCCAACCCCAACAUUCGACAACCACAGGACAACUAUUACGCCUGCCCCAGACAGCUUGCCCUCAGAGCCUGACGUAACUUCUUGCAUCAAACUAAUGCUGCAACAAAUGUGCAGGAAGUGACACCAUCCCGAAAGCAGAAAUAUGAUGUGAGAAUAAGAGAUGACUUCUCAUUUCAGGAAAUAAGAAAGAAAAGAUGUCAGUUUGGUGGAACAAAGGGCACAGAAAACAAACACCAAAUGGCACAUUUUUAACAGCCAAGAAAAAAGCUAUUUUAUUAAUAUUUGAAAGAAGCUCCAUAGUUCAUGAAAACAUUUGUUUCGGUGCAUGUCAUUUAACAAUCACAUUCUAUGAGGAGAAAGAGAUAUACAGAGAGAAAAAUAAAACAUUACAAGCCACUGACUUUUCAUUAAAUCUCAGUACAGACUUUUUACUUAAUAUUAAAAAAAAAAAAGGCCAAAAAAAAAAAAAAAAAAGCAGCCCUAAUCCCGUAUCCCCCACCCCACCCCUCAAGAAAACCGUAACAACUGAGAAAAAAAACCCUUGAGGGUGACAGGCUAGAAUCCCACAGUGCUAAAGAGUGAGAUGCUCAUUGGUUUUAGGAAUACACAGCAUGGCGAUGUAGCGCUAGGUCAAUCUGAAUCAGGGGAAGGAAGCUGGAGGCGGAGGGGGCGGGCGGGCUCCACGUGAAUCACCUCUCCACCCCCCUCCACCCUCUUAAGAAAACAAAACAAAAAACACAUUGGAUCCCAAAAACCCCUGCAAGAGAUCAGCCACGAAGAAGUAGGCCAUAAAAUCCCCCGUCUUCCAACACCGCCCGCCCCCCCCCAAAAACACUUGUGCAUAGUUUCAUGAUCCUUUACAACCAGCUCAUGUUUUUACAAACAUCCUCCAAAAUGUGAAAAAUGUUCCACAAAAGUCUGAUUUAUCUAUUAAUAAUACCCGCUGUGGGAGAAUGAGAGAGAGAGAAGAGAGAAAAGAGGAAAGAAAGAGUAAUGCACAAUGUUCCUGAUUCAGUCAGGACGGGACCUCCUUUAAGAAAACACAAUAAAGAUUCAAACAUACAGCAUUUUGCAUGUUAUUCACGGUCUCUUUUUUUUUCUUUUUUCUUUUUUUUUUUAAACAAUCAAAAUCAUUGACCUUUUUUUUGUUUUUAAAUGUAAAGCAAUUUUAAUAUAUAGAUUUAUAUAUAAAGCACUCCAUUUUCAUUUAAAGUCCAUUAUUUGGUUAUUAUGUAACUGCUACGGAUUUAGAAACAAAAGGUAUUUUCUCUUCUUCUGAAAUCCAUAACUUUCAGUGCUUAGAAUUGUUUCUUUUAAAUCAUCCAUUUUUUUCUUCUUUUCUUUUUUUUUUUUUUUACUCAUCAUAAAAAUGUACAUUAAAAUGGCGUGGAGUUGGUACUCUGGAACCCUGGCCUUCCUGAGACAAGAUCCACUUUUUCGUGUGUGUGCAAGAUAGUGAGCAAUUAUGUCUUUUUUUUUUUUCUUUUCGUUUUUUUGUUUGUUUUUCUAUAAAGGAAAAAAAUAUAAUCAAACAUAAAACAUACAGGCUUCAGAUAGUCCAUGAAAUCAACAUUAAACACAGAACAAAGAAGGUUAAACAGAACGAGACAACACUGUUCAAUCCCAGAGUUCUGAAAGUAGCACAAUAAAUCUUCAUUCUGUGAAGUGUUGCACUUUUUCUUUUCUUUAAAAAUGGAAGCAUUUGUCCUUUUUUUUUCUUUUUUCCAACAUUCCCAUGGUUUAAUUCUUUUGUGUUGCUGAUUUUUUUUUCUCUUUUUUUCUGAACUCCAGAAAAAAACAAAGUGUUUGUAAACUGUCAGUGGCCUUGCAGAGAAAAAAAAAA
Messenger RNA from Larimichthys crocea (large yellow croaker), 3161 nucleotides. RefSeq lists its product as hypothetical. The transcript is spliced from 4 exons. Gene Ontology annotation, cellular component: membrane. Gene Ontology annotation, biological process: adaptive immune response. NCBI's taxonomy places the organism in Eukaryota, Metazoa, Chordata, Actinopteri, Sciaenidae. Gene Ontology annotation, molecular function: signaling receptor activity. The coding region runs from base 671 to 1390 and encodes 239 amino acids. The record is from RefSeq and is a predicted model, not a curated record.